AAACACACACACACACAAAGAGAGAGAAAUGGAAUCGAGAAAAUCUGAGAUGUUGAGUUUUGGUCUUUUGUUGAGUUGGACAAAGAGCAUUGGAAUAUCUCCUCGCACAAGUUUUCAAAGAUAUAGAAUGAGUACUUUACCACCAACUGUAGACUUUUAUUGUGUACGAUGGUUGGAUAAAGAAAAUGUUGAACAACUUCGUAAUCAUACGCGCAAAGCCCAUUUGGAGUAUAUGGAAAGGAUACAGUGUGUUUCUCUUGGUGGUCCUUUGUUGGAUAAAGAUAAUGUAGAAAAAGGUAGAAUAUUACUAUUACAAGGAGUGAACCAAGCCAAAGUCGAACAAGUGAUACAGCAAGAUCCCUUUCAUUCUAUUUUGUCUUCGGUGAACUUGACAAUAUUCAAAAGAGUGAGAGACUUCCCUAGUGUAUGGCCUCAACCAUUAUAUGUCGUCUACUGUUUGGAUGAUCCCAAUAAGGAACAUAUUCGAUUGGAACAGAGACCUCAACAUAGAUCGUGGUGGCAAAAUGAGACGAGAGUGGUUAGUGUAGGACCUAUGGCUUCCUUAAAUGAUGAUUCUUCUUCAUUGAUUGGCUCGCUGUUCUUUGUAACCGGUGAAAGUGUGGAGCAAGUACAACAUUGGGCAAGUCAAGAUCCUUAUGCUGAAGCUGGAUUAUUUCAACAAGUUUCAGUUUAUCAAUGGAAAAGAGUAGUUGAAAACGGACAAGUAGUUGAAUCUUUUUAAUAUUUCAUAUACACCAUUCCAUAUAAUGUGGAUUGGUCGAUUGUUGAAUGUCUACUCGUUUGGAAAUAGAGGAGGAUGUUGUAGUAAGCCUAAAGAAAGUUUAUCUUUCCAAUAAAAGAGAUACUAAAAGCAAUAAAGGUAUCCGAGUUUCC
Molecule: messenger RNA, 894 nt
Organism: Galdieria sulphuraria
Lineage: Eukaryota; Rhodophyta; Bangiophyceae; Galdieriales; Galdieriaceae
Exons: 2
Coding region: 29-742 (237 amino acids)
Source: RefSeq, a predicted model, not a curated record